UUGGAUAUUUGCCUAACAUCAAACAGCAUAUCCCUCCUCCUCGCCGAUGAGGCAUUAUAUUUGCCAAACAUCAAGCAAAGCAGCAUAGCAUUCACGUACGAUGACUCCUCACUCCGAAGUCGACCUUCUUCGCUCUGUGGCAGGCAAGAUCUCUCCCCUCUCCGAAACCGAGAUAUCCUUCCUCGACGAUGAUGCAUUAACUCUCCGUGUCGAAUACGAGUUAUCUCGCUUACCCAAAGCCGUGUUGAAUCGUCUCGUGGCAGGCGCGAUGUCUCCCUUCUUACCUAUUGUCGAUGCCGUGGUCGAAGGCGUCAUUGAAGGCGUGGUAUAUGCGAUUUUGGCCCCUAAACCUAAACCCAAAGCCAAAGCCAAAGCCAAAGCCAACGAGGACGGACCGAUGAGUUUGGACAGGAAAAUAAUUGUUUUGAUGUUAUCGGUUGCUAACUUGAUGGUCAUCGGAGGAUUUGUGCGCUGUUUCAGGAUGUGGUUGAACACAGGACGUGAUCAUGUUCCCCCCCUCCCCCCCGUAAUCCCUCGUGAUCAUGGUCAGAUGUUCAUUAAUAAAUAUAUUCAGCAGCAGCCAAAUAGAUCCGUUUGUUACCCCCAAUAUUUAAGACCUGAAGACGUGGAGGUGCAGUGGGAGCGCACAAGACGUGAUGUUGCUGUCACCACCAUUGCUCCUCAGCCGGAGCGAAAUGGACCCAUUUUUCUCUCCAAAUAUUCAACAUCUGCAAAUGUGCAGAUGGUAGAUGCAAUGGACAAAACAAAAUUCAAAGGGUUACUAAGUACACCAUUGAAUGACAAAGUGAAGGUUAAUUUGUAUAAUUGGCACAGAUCCAAUGGACAAAACAAAAUCCAAUCAAUUUUAGCUAAAAGUGUUGCAGUGGAGGAAGCUGUUGAUACUGGAGUAUUGCUUUCCCUUCUCUCCCUGACCAUGCAAUUAUAAAGAUUUUUUUUUUUU
This is a messenger RNA of Trifolium pratense (red clover), 961 nucleotides long. RefSeq lists its product as uncharacterized. The record is from RefSeq and is a predicted model, not a curated record. The transcript is spliced from 6 exons. NCBI's taxonomy places the organism in Eukaryota, Viridiplantae, Streptophyta, Magnoliopsida, Fabales, Fabaceae. Bases 101 to 946 code for a protein of 281 amino acids.